Molecule: messenger RNA, 1683 nt
Organism: Mizuhopecten yessoensis (Yesso scallop)
Lineage: Eukaryota; Metazoa; Mollusca; Bivalvia; Pectinida; Pectinidae
Exons: 3
Source: RefSeq, a predicted model, not a curated record
UGUUACCAACCUGUUUCAGCAACAAUGUAUUAGAUCCCCUGUACUCUUCCAUGGACACUCCGAUGUCGAUCUACAUAGGCGCAAAUAUCGACAUCUACUCAAUAGUACAAAUAUACAGGGAUGGAAUUUGUGAAGACAUCCAUAUCCAUCCACGCUAUGAAUGGAACGUGUACAACAUUGAUCUAAUAUCCGGCAAUGUGACGCAUAUUCUCCAUGUCGGAGAACCCAAUAUUCCCUUCGAUGCCUCGGAAUUAGGAUUAUAUAAAGUAGUUCUGAGAGUGUACUACAAUCGUCAUUCACCGAUCUGGCUUGAAGACGAAAUGUACAUCAGUGUGUCCUAUCCUCCACCUAACGCGGCCAUUGUUGGCGGGUCUGUACGUAUGCUUGGCGUGGGUGUUAACGUUAUAGAUGGACUCACCCUGUCUUACGACAUGAGUAAAGGCCCAGGAUAUACAGCUACACUUCAACUCGACUGGGUAUGUACACUGAUCGCCAUAGGUUCGAUUUACGACACACUUAAUGUCGACAUCAAUGAAGAAAUCCUAUUCCCAGAUGAGAUAUCGCAACAGCCCUGGCUGAACCAUAGUUUUGUCUUAAACCGAAUUGAUGACCUGGUUCUUGCUGUAGACAACUUGAUGUUCAUAACCUACUUCAAUACUAACCCUCCCAAAGAGGAUUUCUGCAACAUGACAGCUAACGGAAAUUUCACGGAUGAGUUCAUACAGUUUGACAGUCAGGUGAUAAGGUUUGAUGACAUGUACGCUGAUUUGAUCAACUUGAUUGAAAUCAUCAAUGAGAAAGUGAACUAUUUCAACGACUUUAUUACAUUCACUGAUUACGCUGUAUCGUCUUCAUCGUUGCCGACAAUCAAGACUGAGGUUCAGAGCUGGGUCAACACAGUCCAGAAUGAAUUGACACAUUUGACAAGUUUAAGAUUCAUCAUCAAUACAGUAAAGACAUAUAUUCCUGAAAGCGAUGGAGGAAAUUACUCUAAGAUUUGUGAAAAACCUCGCUCAUCAUACACUGCAUUUAUUGGCCAUCUUGUUGAUGCUCCUGUGCAAAUCGAAGCUCUGUCCCUCACAGACUGGAAUGCGCUGGCCCUUGAAGAGGAGCUGCUUAGGAACACCACUGCAACCUAUCUUCAACAACAGUCUUGUUCUAACUUCAGGGAAACAUCUAAUGGAUAUGCGAGACUUGAAAUCAGUGACUCGGACGUUUCAGACUCCCUAGGAUUCAUCAUAUCCUUGAGAGUCAGUGCUAAUCAAUCUUUCAGCUACUUUCAGCAACGAAUUCAGUCUGUUCCAGGUAAUCCACCAGCUAUUGACAUCAGCUGCCGUCUAAAUUGCUUACCAAAGACUGCAAGCAGCUCCAUAUUAUCACUAAGAGCUGAAUGUUCCUCUUGUACCUACGCUGAGCUGGCCACCAUCAGUUACUCUUGGAAUGUUUCUCGGUUUAACACUGCAACCAAAGCUAGAACAGAACUCCCUGACUGGCAAUCCAGGCUGGAGAGCGAAUUUAACUCUCCUGCAUUUGUGCUCAAUCCACAAACGCUAUCAGCCGACAGUAGUUACAUUAUCGAGCUGAACAUUACUCUGUACGAGAACUCUUCAAGCCUGACCCUUCUUAUCAUUAACACAAACAUACCACCCUAUGGAGGAAAGAAUGAAAUUCACCCAGGCCAUG